Molecule: messenger RNA, 2628 nt
Organism: Oikopleura dioica
Lineage: Eukaryota; Metazoa; Chordata; Appendicularia; Copelata; Oikopleuridae
Source: the annotation of a GenBank genome assembly
AUGGAGUUUGACGAUAAUGGCCUUGCAGUUGUGCACCACAUGGUCGUCGCCGACAAACCCCUUCUCAACCAAGUUCGAAUAUUUUGCGAAGCAGAUCCGCAAUUAUUGGAACUCAAAGUACGCGAUCAGCAUCAAUUCACGCCUUUGCUUCUCAGUGCUGCAGUGGGCAAGGCUGAGUCGGUGAGCUGUUUGCUCGAGCUCGGGGCCGACCUGCGCCAGCGCUGCUCAAAAGGAUUCUCUGCCCUUCAAGUGGCCGCUCUCAAUCUGUACUUCGACAACGAAAAAUGUGUGAAAGCUAUCCUCGACUUCGACAAAAAAUGCUGGAAAGAACUCGUCAGCAUUAUUUCUAAUGGGAAAAAUGAAGAUUCUGCAGCCUGCUGCGAGCAACUCAGAAAGCUUAUUGUGGAAGAUGGCGGCGCGAAUGGAACACUUUGUUCAAACUUUGUGGACAAUUUUGACGGAGUGAAUGCCGUGAAGAGCGCGCUUCAAUACACGAAUCCUGACGCGGAGAGAUUAAUUUGCGCCAUUGAUCUGCUCACUGCAAUAUUUGAUGGCUGUCUCAAGUAUCAGGAGAUCUUUGUCGAGGCGGGCGGCAUUUGUACACUCGUGGACGUACUCAAGGCAUUUCAAAGCACGCCAGAGGUCAUUGGAUAUGGCUUCGACUGUUUGCUUCUCAUUUGCGAGUCGUCUUUAGACUGGGCUUUUAUCACCUUCCAGAACUCCAUUCUAGAGGUCAUCCUCACUUCACUCUCUCGCAGUCACGAGGCCGCCCUUCCUCUCGUCAUCGCCACGGCUAGAAUUCUCACUCAUGUUGUCGAGUCCGACGAAAGUGCUCCCGAAGUCGUUGGAAAACAACCCGUUAUUUUCGAGUAUUUGGCGAAUGCAUUCGAACUCGUCAGCCGCGAAAACAUAGAAGAAAGUGAACAACUUGUUCUCGCCCUUCUCGAUUCAGUCAGCGCUCUUUCGAAAACCAGCGGCAAUCAAAGCGCCAUCGCAAAAGUUCCAAAGCUUCUGACCGGAAUGAUCACAUUAGCGCAAGCGUCAAGUCACAAGACGAUGCAACUGCGCGCUAUCAGGACGCUCCAACGUGUGUCAGAGAACAGCCGCGUGUGUUCUACUGCUCUUAUAGAUCUUGGAGCAGCGCGAAAUCUUCAAAUCGUUCUGGAUCAGACAAAAUCACAGUUGGAUGUUAAAGCUUCUACCCUUGAAGCGCUGUGGACGCUUUCAGGUGGCGAGCUUGGAGAGCAAAAGGCGAUCGCAACGCUGAUAGGUGAACCCUUGCUAAUCUCGAUUCUACAAGAUACUCCACUCAACAACACCAACGACACGCACACGCUUCACAAAGUGGCCACCGAGGCUCUGGGUGUUCUCUGCAGAGGACCAGAAAGCAGACAAAAGGAGGUUCUCGAAGCUGACUCGGCAAAAGUACUCAUGACAAUCAUUCGUUCCAAAGAGCCUCAAGUCGUGAUCGAUGUUCUGAGAACACUUUCCCUUCUCUGCGUCAGUUCUGGACUCGUACCUAAUGUUCUUGCUCAAAAGACUGUCGCACGUGCAGCUUCUGGCUCCAGUUCUACUAUCAGACUGCUUCUAAAUCUUUUGAUUCACUCGAACUCUGACUCUGUCUCUGUCAAUGCUGCGUUUACUCUCGCCUGUUUGACACUUGGAAAUAAAACAACGACAAAAGAACUGCAAGCAGAUCCAGAUUGGUCGUUUCUUUUGGUCGUCAAAUUGUACUACUCGAAUGAUAUUAAAGUUCAACUUCAUGCAGCAGCAGCCUUGAGCGUUUUCUGUUUCAAUUCGUCGCAAAAUAUCGCCGCUAUUCGAGAAUGUAUCGAUGGUCUUACUGGCGAAUCCAUUGACGACCUGCUUAAUUCGGAAAUUCUAGCUUACAGAUACGAUGCUGCUUUUCACCAAGUCGUGCUGGCCAAGAGCAUUGAAGAUCGUGAUCCAGCUCUACUUGCCGCUGCAGGAGUGAAAAUUCUAAUUGAAGGAGCUAAAAAGGCGACAGAAGCAAAAGAUAGCUACGAUGUGGAACUCGCCGCAGCUGCUACAAAUCAUAUUGCAGCACUCAUUCGAUUGAAAGGCUCUGGAGUCGCCAAUGGGUUAAUUUCAAUCGGCGUCUGCGAAGUGCUCUGCGAUGUGAUUUCUUCCCCACUCAUGUCCGAAACGGGAAGGGAUGGAGCAGCAACAGCUCUGGGCUUCCUGACGAUGAUGCCGGAAGCUUGCAGGAUUAUUUUGAAAGAGAUUAGGGCACGGCCUUUCGUGGCGCAUAUGCUCAUGCUUCAUGCAAAGCCAAAAUCACUCAGCGACGAGUUUAAAGAAAGAUGGAAGACCUUCAAGACCGUUCACAAACCCGUGAUGACUUUAGAAGAGCAAGAGCUCCUGGAAAGCGUCAAGAACAAAAACAGGACGAAAAUAAUGUGCGAAAUGCCGUUGGUCUAUCAUCCCUGUAUCGUCGCAUGUUUCGUCCGCCACUUGCAAAUUAAAUCAGCGAGAAGCCGCACAAACAGAAGUAGGAACACUUCUGCAUCCAGUCCAGGCCCAAAAAGCGUGAAAUCUUCCGUCCGAGCAUAUUCUGCUGCACAAACAGAGCCGAAGUCUUUACCUGCGAUCGAAGAAUCUAUUUAA